AUGAGAGUAGGCAAGGGCUGUGGAAGGUGUCGUCAUCGACAUAUUCGAUGUGUGAUUCCCACCGGUGCAUCAACUUGCACUCCAUGUUUGCGACUUGGUCGGGCGUGUCAUCUUGAUCCCCGCUUCCAGUUCAAGCCUGUUCACCACGUUUACCAGAAAAGUAAUGGUGCUACUGCUCGAUUCGAACUGGAUUGGGAUAAAGAGCAAGUUUGGGUGGACGUGUCACAGCCAGUGACAUUCGUCCUUGAGGCGAAUGAGGAAUCGGCUGGAGACGACCGUAGUGCUGUAGAACAAUGCAACACGCCAGCCCUAGAAUCGGUUGGGGAUGAACAUGGUGCUUUGGAACAAUAUACUCCAGCAUCAGACCCGGUAUCAAAUGGUCGCAGUGUAUGGACUCAAGAUUUUCAAUCGGAGAACACAUAUCACGCUCAAGCUCGCAGCCCAGUUUAUGAGAGUCGACCUCACCAGGACAUUACGAACAGUCCAAUCAGCCUCGUGUCAGACAAUGGCUCUACACUGACACUAAGAGAGGCCUCACUGAUCCGCUACUUCAUCCAGAAACUAGCCCCCUGGGCCGAUGUUUGUGAUAUUAAUUCACAUUUCAGCACUGAAGUCCCAAGGCGGGCAUUGGGGAAUAACAUGGUAUUGCAAGCCAUCCUAGCUCUGUCGGCGCGACAUGAUGCCAUCUUGGCCAACGAUAGUGACUGGGAGGCCUCGGCUUAUCAUGGUCAAUGCUUGAAAUUAUUAAUCGCAGCAUUGGAUAAAGCCGAGACAAAUUGUGACGAGAACAUGCUCAUUGCGGUCGUGAUUCUUCGCAUAUAUGAGGAGCUGGAAACGAACUCCGACCAACAGUUUCACCUGCUUGGGUCCAAUCGUUUGGUGAAUCUUAUGGCCCGCUCUGCGACCUCUGGAGGGGUUGCAGAGGCAGUCAGCUGGCAGUUCUUGCGACAAGCUAUUUAUGCAUCGGUAGUACAGCAUCAACCUUUACAACUCGACUUGCAGAAUUACGAGCGCUCGUCAAUGUUUCACUGCCACAAUGAUGCUGCUUGCGCUAAUAGAAUCAUAUAUCAUUGCGCUCGCAUCCUACAACUAUGCUGCGAUGCGCCUGGACAUAUUGUGGCACAGGAUACCUGGCGCCAAAUAUCGGACAGCGUGAACGAGUGGAAUCACGCAAAGCCCACAACCUGGCAACCUAUUAGGUACCAAGCAUUAAGCGUGGCUGAUGGUCGGCCUUUCCCAGUUAUAUGGAUGAUAUCCCCGCCGGCAGUGAUUGGAAUGCAGUAUUAUCACUCGGCCUGUAUUUUCCUCACCUUGUCUGAAUCUCCAUCGCAAAGUAUGAGCGAUUAUGAAAGGGCCCGUACAAGGCGUGUGCAGGAGAAAACGAUUGCCGAUCAUCUUGUCAUGGUUAUCGGCUUGUCGCUGUCCAACGAAAGCGUAGAGAAUGCCUAUUUCAUGGCAUCACAUUUAUUACAUCGCUCAAUGGAGACUGAAUCAUGGGAAGUGCUUGUGCACAAGAAGCAACUUGAGGACGCUGCUAAAAUUCCAACUGAAUGGCGAAUCCCGGAACAACUGACCCAGAUAUCCGAGACAUCUGGGAUGAAUGUGUUAGGUGUUCCACGCCAGUCGGGAAUUUUGUCGGCAAGACAACUCGAGAUAACCGAGAAAUAUGAUGCAACUGAUCUGCUUGCCAAGAUCCAUUGUCAAGAGCUCUCUGCCUAUGAGGUCACUGAAGCAUUUUGCAUUCGCGCUGCGAUUGCACAGCAAGUGACUCGAUGCCUCACGGAGACUUUCUUUGACCGUGCCUUACAACGCGCGAAAGAUUUGGAUGAGAUAUUAUCUAAAACAGGGACACCUGUUGGGCCGUUGCAUGGGUUGCCCAUCAGUUUCAAGGAUUGCUUCAACAUUGAUGGUGUUCCGUCCACGAUUGGGUUUACUUCGUUUAUCAAAAACGGCCCUGUGAAUUCAACCUCUCCGGUAGUUCAGAUUCUGCUUAACCUGGGAGCUGUCCCAUAUGUGAAGACAAAUGUUCCCCAGACAAUGAUGGCCGCUGAUUCGCACAAUUUCGUGUUCGGCCGGACCCUCAACCCCUAUCGAUCGAAUCUUACCGCUGGUGGGUCGACUGGGGGAGAAGGGGCAUUGAUUGCCAUGAGAGGAUCGGUGCUGGGUGUUGGUACAGACAUUGCUGGCUCCAUUCGAAUCCCAGCUAUCUGCAACGGGAUCUACGCAUUGCGACCUUCCGCGGACCGCAUUCCAUAUGGGGGCCAGACUAGCUCUGCUCGUGGAGGCUUGGCUGGGAUCAAGGCUUGUGCAGGACCCUUGACAACAUCAGUCAGAGAUCUGGAGCUGUUCAUGAGACUGGUGACUAAUACAGACCCAUGGCAAUUGGAUUCUUCGGCUUUGUUUUCGCCAUGGCGCACCAUUUCCCCCAAGUCCGCCCUGCGACUCGGGUUUAUCGAGGAGGAUCCCCAUUUCCCUUUGCAUCCACCGGUUCUGCGAACACUUACAAAAGCAACUGAAAAGCUCCAAGCGGCUGGAAAUGAGAUCAUCCCCCUGAAGCCCCAGCUUAUUCGAGAUGCCUGUGCGCUGGCAUUUCGUAUGUACUCGAUGGAUCCAGCUCAGACUCCAUUUAAGCACAUUGCUGCCAGUGGGGAACCCAUCAUCCCUGCUUUGGCUUCGACAUCUCUGCACCAUAGCUACAUGCCAUAUGGGUAUGCCCCAUUGACACUUGAAGGAUUGUAUGACCUCAACGAGGAGCGCAAUUACAUCAAGGAAGAGUUUCGCAAUCUCGUUAUCCAGGCAAAAGUCGACGCCAUUAUCAUGCCCGGCUACCAAGGUACCGCUCAACCUCAUGAUCUGUUUGGCUUUGUGCCCUACACCGUCCUUUGGAACGUGAUGGAUUACCCGAGCUGCAUCAUUCCGCAUGGGAAGGCGAAUAAGAGCGCCGACAAGGCAUUCAUUCGGAGUGUGAACUACAAACCUCCCUAUGUGGCUGAUGACAUCGAGGGAGCACCGUGCUGUGUGCAGCUUGUUUGUAGGAACAUGCACGACGAGGAAUUGGUGAAAGUGGCGGAAAUUGUGUCCAAGACACUGGAGCUUUGA
Messenger RNA from Penicillium verrucosum, 3099 nucleotides. RefSeq lists its product as uncharacterized. NCBI's taxonomy places the organism in Eukaryota, Fungi, Ascomycota, Eurotiomycetes, Eurotiales, Aspergillaceae. The record is from RefSeq and is a predicted model, not a curated record. The transcript is spliced from 11 exons. Gene Ontology annotation, molecular function: zinc ion binding; DNA-binding transcription factor activity, RNA polymerase II-specific. Bases 1 to 3099 code for a protein of 1032 amino acids. Gene Ontology annotation, biological process: regulation of DNA-templated transcription.